AUGGACCGCCUUAUUUAUCUGAGAAAUUUCACCACACAGGAUGGCAACAGAUCCCUCUAUAGAGAUCUGAAGGAGGAUGUAGCUGGUGCACAUGGGCACAGGUCAUCUGAAACAGUCAUGAAAAGGUCAUCAGAGGAAGGGGGCUGCAACAUCUGGCCACCUGUGUCACCGGGCAUGUACAGGAGUUUGUACAAGAGAGACUACCAGUGGUGCGAGGAUUACCAGCCACCCAGCGAGGAGAACAUGCAGAAGCUGCAGAUUGCAGACUCCCAGCUAAAAGCCAAGGAGUUUGCUGUGCCCCAGGAGGAGCGGGCAAUGACCUACAGUGACGUUGUCUGGCAGGGGAGAGAAGUCAUCCCAGCACCGAGCAUCAAAGCCAGCAGUUGCGCUGAUGUCGCAGGAGGGAGAAAACCAGAAGGCAGCACCUCCGGCCCCAAAACCUUGCAGCAGAGAAAGCACUUUACUUCAGCCCUUCCCGUUGCAGAAAGCUACCUGCCAACGUACUACCCUGCCACCGAACUGGCAGCAAUCCCAGCAGAGACAUCGGAGAGGCCGCAGGCUCUUGCUGAGCCAGAGAACGAGCUGUCUUAUUGCCAGCAUCUUCCAGCUGCUGCUCAGACUGCUGGAACAGCAGGUAACCCCCUGCGCCGGCGCCAGCGAACAGCUGACUGGCCACAUCCAGCUACCCGAGGGGCUGUCUGCCUGGGCCUUCGCCAGCUGAGCUCCCCCUACCCAUGGUCCACGCUGGCUGGACACGCGCAGAUGGCAGCAUCCCAACAAAGCGUCAGUGCUGGGCUGCGCCCAGGGAGGAUUGACAGGAUGUUGCUGCACAAGCAGAAGCUGGCCCCAGGCUGGGCCACCUACCAGCAAUUCACCCAGGAGAUGUGCCGGGCAAGGCAGCAUGAUGCUCAGCAAAACAGAAGCACGAUCCUGGGCUCGUCUGCUUUGUUGGAAGAUUUUAACAGUGGGAAGAUGCUGAUGGACAAAAAUGAAUCUUGGCUCUUGAAUUUCUCCAAUGCUGCCUCCUCCUUUGUGAAAGGAGGCGGCAACUGGCCAGGGAUUGGCCUCCAGGAGGUGGCCAUUGGGCUGAUACUAACCCUCAUUGACUUGAUCACGCUCCUGGGAAAUACGGUAGUCUUCAUCUGCCCAGUGGUGGAAAAGAGGCUGCGCACUGUCACCUAUAUGUUUAUCAUGUCCUUAGCCAUGGCAGAUUUCCUUGUAGCUUGUCUGGUCAUGCCCUUUAGUAUCAUUUAUGAGGUGACAGGGAUGUGGUUGUUCGGGAAGCUGUUCUGCAAAGUCUGGAUCUCCUUUGAUGUCAUGUUCUGCACUGCGUCCAUCGUCACAUUGUGCUUCAUUAGCCUGGACAGAUACUGCUCUGUGGUGACCCCGUACCACUAUUCAAGAAGGAUGUCCCGUGGCAGAUGCAUUGUGAUGACCUGCAUGGUCUGGGUAUACUCCUCCCUCAUUUCCUUCCUUCCUGUCAUGCAAGGCUGGAACGAGAUCCCUGGGGUGGACUUUGAUGCAGGCAGAGAAUGCAUCUUUGUCACCAACUGGAUUUUCGCCAUUGUGGCUUCUGCUCUGGCAUUUUUCGUCCCCUUCAUGGUCAUGUGCAGCAUGUAUUUCUUCAUCUACCGAGCUUCACGGCUCAAGGCCACUCGUAUCAUGUCUCAGACUCUGGAGAUUCACUACCACCCCAAGAGCAAGCGGCAGAACCAUCUGCAGCUGGAGAACAAGGCCACGCGGACCAUUAGCAUUAUCAUUUCAGUCUUCGUGCUGUGCUGGCUGCCGUACUUCGUCCUGAAUGUCUGGCUCGCUGCCAGAGGCACCGAAUCCACCAGCACGGUCUUGGUUGACACCUUCAAGAUCAUCACUUGGUUAGGGUAUUGCAACUCUACCAUCAACCCAAUGCUCUAUGCUUUCCUGAACCGGGACUUCCAACGGGCUCUGAAGAAGCUGCUCAUUUGCAGGCACAGGUCUCAGGUGGACAUUGGAGAAGACAUGGUUUCCAUAGCCACGUUCUCCAAGACUGCUCCAGACCUAGAAUAUAGCAUUACAGUGCCAGUGCCCAAUGGUGCCCCAAAGGGCAAACCCAAGUAG
Charadrius vociferus (killdeer) is the source of this 2097-nucleotide messenger RNA. RefSeq lists its product as uncharacterized. The record is from RefSeq and is a predicted model, not a curated record. NCBI's taxonomy places the organism in Eukaryota, Metazoa, Chordata, Aves, Charadriiformes, Charadriidae. The transcript is spliced from 8 exons. Gene Ontology annotation, molecular function: G protein-coupled receptor activity. Gene Ontology annotation, cellular component: membrane. Gene Ontology annotation, biological process: adenylate cyclase-activating adrenergic receptor signaling pathway. The coding region runs from base 1 to 2097 and encodes 698 amino acids.